AAUGGGACUCGCGAUGGGGCUGGAGUCGUCUGAGUCAUUGGCCUGGCGGUCCGUGAAGAAGAGGAUUUGCGCACACAAACCGCGAUGGUGGGGCUUCUCGCCGUCGAGGCUACUUGACAGUCCAGCGCGCGAUCCAGCGAAUGGCCCAUCCAUAUCCAACGCUUCGAGGGGGACGUGCGGGGAAUCGCCAUUCUCCAACUAUUGCUCAAGGCGCCACCAUGUCCCCCAACAACGCGUUCUUGGCUGUGUGCGGCGGUGUGGCCAAGACCGGGUCCAGCGCCAAGCGCCGCCUUCUCGCCACGUGGAGCAACCCGUUUGGCCUGUCAUCGUCGCGCCAAAAGUGCCAUCCCGCGCCACCGCCGCUGCCGGCGUGCUGCGAGAAGCGCCUCCACACGACGACGGCCUCGGGGGACGAUCACCCUAAAUCCCUUGUCGUUUACAAGCACGUGAAUCGACGACACAUGCGCAACCAAAACGCAAUCGUCGGCGGCCACCGCGUUCCAUUCUUCCCUGCACACAACGCCCACCAUCGAGUCGCACGCAGCAAGGGAAAUGUGCUGCCCCGAAUCGACGAAGACAUGGGCCAUAGUUUAUGCAGCGUAUGCCACAGCCACCACUUGCAAGAAACCCCCGCCGUCGUCAGCAUCACAUUGUACUAAAACGUGGACGACCGAAGUCCACCCAGCCGCGAGCGCCUUCGUAUGCAGCACUUAUUUAAUUCGAAACCAUGCUGACCUUUCUUCACGA
This is a messenger RNA of Aphanomyces invadans, 747 nucleotides long. RefSeq lists its product as hypothetical. The record is from RefSeq and is a predicted model, not a curated record. NCBI's taxonomy places the organism in Eukaryota, Oomycota, Saprolegniomycetes, Saprolegniales, Verrucalvaceae. The coding region runs from base 141 to 659 and encodes 172 amino acids. The transcript has a single exon.